Mustela erminea (ermine) is the source of this 5156-nucleotide messenger RNA. RefSeq names its product zinc finger protein 875-like. Gene Ontology annotation, molecular function: DNA-binding transcription repressor activity, RNA polymerase II-specific. The transcript has 2 exons. Bases 1311 to 3230 code for a protein of 639 amino acids. Lineage: Eukaryota; Metazoa; Chordata; Mammalia; Carnivora; Mustelidae. Gene Ontology annotation, biological process: negative regulation of transcription by RNA polymerase II. The record is from RefSeq and is a predicted model, not a curated record.
CACCCUCUGGCCUUGGGAGCAGCGGCGCCCAGCGAUCCCCGGCAGGGCUCUCCUAGGCCGCCGGUGACAUCACUGGCGAAACGGAUUCCAGGCGCCCGGCUCCUGGUUUUAAGAGACGUAGGUCGGUCAGUCCGUCUCUGCCUGUCGGCCGCAGAAGAGGGCUGCUCAUCGUGAGUUCCUGGGACCCGGAGGAGGAGAGAGAGCGCCGGCAGCGAGGGAAGGAGGACCCCGGCAGGCGACAGCAAGUUCAGCCCCGCGCACUUCCCUGCUGCCAACGCUGCCCGCGCUGGGCCUCAGCACCAGGAAUACUUCUGCUGUCAGUUAGACUAUAAAAGAAGAGAAAGACCUUUGUUCCAAUGGUAACAACAAGAAAAACAUUAAAAAAAUAAAAAUCACAUUUUUCUAUGAAGUAGAGAAGAGUGGAGGAUUGGAAGAAGCUAACUGAACUGAAUUUUAUAGAGAAACAAACACUUCAGAGGAGAGAGAGCAGUAGCUACUUCUUUCUGGGGGUCAUUGCCAGGUCAUUCCAUGGGAGGACUGAGAAUGCCAAGAGCUAGUUGGAGGAGACUGUAGAUUGGAGGAACCUCAGCUCAGACAAGGAAUUGUGCCUUUCUCUCUCCCCACCCCACCCUUGAGAAAAACAAACAAACAAACAAACAAAAAACAGUGGAUAAAGAGCUAGUAGGUAAAGAGAAGUCACCCAGUCUUGGCCAUUCUCCAAAUGACUGGAUUCCAGAACUUUGUGAAAUUGAGAAACUAAGCAAACCUAUCUGAAAGUGUAGCCAAAUCUUCUAGCUCCCUUAUGGACACCAUCAAAAGCUAGCAGAACAUAGCAGAGAUCAGACUGCAGUCAAAAAUGAGACCCAUACUUAUAUAACCAAUACGUCAAUGCACUUAAAAGGGAAAAGAGAAGUCUCUUUAAGAAGUGUUGGGAAAACUUCCUUUCCAUAAUGGAAAACAACAACAACAACAACAACAACAACCCCGGUCUCUAUUAUAUACCAAACAGAAAUGAAUUUGAGAUAGAUCAUACCCUUAACAUAAAAGCUAAAAUUAUAAAACUUCUUAAAGAAAGAUAUGUGUGAUAUAAGGAGUCUGCCUCUAAUUUGUUAUCGCUUCAGUGUCAUACCUGCCGUGGGACAGACAUUGCAACUGUGUCCCCACUGGCUUUAGCCUCUCAGUGACAAGUCCCCACAUCCACGGUCAGACAUGUAGACUCUGUCCUGGGGGUAGCUACUGCAUAGGAGCCAAAACUGAGCAGAGAGAAGACCUCACCCUUUUUCUGGGAGACCAUUCAGGUGACCAGAAAAAUGGCCUCGGGGCUAAUAGCCAGGAGAGAGGCAGCCGUUGUGUCAUUCCAGGAUGUAGCUGUGGACUUCACCCGGGAAGAGUGGUGGCUGUUGAGCCACACUCAGAGGAUGCUGUACAGGUGUGUGAUGCUGGAAAACUAUAGCAACUUGGUCUCCCUGGGAAUCCCAUUUCCCAAGCCAACACUUGUCAUUCUGCUAGAGCAGGGAGAGGAACCCUGGACAGAAGAGGGUGAAGCUCUGCCCAGCUCCUGCUCAGCAGAUGCAAAGCCAGAAAUUCAACGUGGUUCCUCCUCUGCUCUGGACUUCUGCAGUUGGCAACGCCAACACAGGCUACAUGAUCAUUGCCUUCCAAUCUGCCCAGGCUUGCUAGCAGGCACUCUCUGCCCAGCCUACCAGAAACAGCAGCAGCAGCAAUCACUCUCUUAUGAAAGCUUCUGCAACGACAGAGUGAAAGACAAUGACAGAGAAGAAGGCUCCAAAUCAUUGUUGGAUACGACAAGGAGAAGGUUCACCUCCAGAGCUUGCCUCAGCCCACCGGAUGGACAGCUAAUAAGCUUGAGGGAAGGCAAGACAGUGCUGGAAAUAAAGCUCAGCUCAGCUGAGAAGGCAAACCAUUUAGAAACAGAGAAAUUAUUAAAGUGGGUAGAUUUCUCAGGAUUUGAAGUAACGAAUUAUGGAAAUAGUGGGCUAGGCUUUAGCCAGAAAUCAGCCCUCUUUGUUCAUCAGAGGACCCACUCAGGAGGAAAGCCUUAUUUUUGCAGUGAAUGUGGUCGAAGCUUCAGCUAUAAAUCAGCUCUCAUCACACACGAGAGAUCACAUACAGGGGAGAAGCCUUACAUCUGCACAGAAUGUGGGCAAGCCUUUAGCCAGAAGUCUAACCUAGUCACCCACAAGAUGGCCCACUCUGGGGAGAGGCCUUUCGCAUGUGAGGAGUGUGGACGAAGCUUUAGCCAGAAGUCAACUCUCAUCAGACACCUGAGGACACACUCAGGGGAGAAACCCUUUGUGUGCCAGGAGUGUGGGCGGGGCUUUCGGGAUAAGUCAAACCUUAUCACCCACCAAAGGACCCACUCAUGGGAAAAGCCUUAUGUGUGUAGGGAUUGUGGGAGGCUUUUUAGAGACAAAUCAACUCUCAGCAAACAUCAGAGAAUUCAUUCGGGGGAGAAUCCACAUUUGUGCCCCGAAUGUGGCCGGAGCUUUAGUCAGAAAUCGUACCUCAUGAAACACAAGAGGACACACUCAGGAGAGAAGCCUUUUGUGUGUCAGGAGUGUGGACGAGGCUUUAGUGAUAAGUCAAACCUUACCACACACCAGAGGACACACUCAGGAGAGAACCCCUAUAUGUGUGCAGAGUGUGGUCGAGGAUUUAGCGUUAAGUCAGCUCUCAUGACACACCAAAGGACACACUCUGGAGAGAAGCCUUAUGUGUGCCAAGAAUGUGGGCGAGGCUUUAGACAUAAGUCAACUCUUGUUGCACAUCAGAGGACACACUCAGGAGAGAAGCCUUUUGUGUGUGGGGAAUGUGGGCGAGGCUUUAGACAGAAGUCACAUCUCAUCAGUCAUCAGAGAACGCACUCUGGGGAGAAGGCAUAUGUCUGCCCUGAGUGUGGACAAGCCUUUAGCCAGAAAGCAAAUCUAGUCAGGCACAAGAUGGCCCACUCAAGGGAGAAGCCCUUUGUCUGUAGGGAGUGUGGGAGAGGCUUUACCCAGAAGUCAGCUCUCAUAAGACAUCACAGGACACAUUCUGGGGAGAAGCCUUUUGUGUGCCAAGAGUGUGAGCGGGGCUUUAGUGAUAAGGCAACUCUCAGCACACAUCAGAGAACACACUCAAGGGAAAAACCUUAUAUUUGCAGUAAGUGUGGAGAAGGCUUUAGGCUGAAAUCACUCCUUGCUAGACACCAGAGGACACAUCCGUUGUAAAAAACCUUCAUGCACAAAAUGUGUAAGCAAGUCUUUAGUAAUAGAUCACAAAUCAUACCUUGUCAUGCAAGAAGAGAUAACUUUAGGGAAAAUCUCAUGUUGUCAAGGGUGGGACUUCAGAGAUACCAACUUUCAUCAGAGGAUAGAGAACCUACUUGUGUGAAACAAUAGUUUUCGAUUAGUAGCAAUUUCAUCCCCUGCCUCUGUGACAGUUGGUGAAAUCUAGAGACAUUUUCUUUUAUCACAACUGGGAGGCUGCUACUGGGGUAUAACGGAUAGAGGUCAAGGAUGCUUCUAGACAUCCUAUGGUACACAGAGCUGCCUCCCACAAUAAAAGUCUCCCACCCUGUAAGACUUGGAUCUCUUCAAGGCUAGCUUUGGUUCCCAAAUCCCCACCAUUGGCUCAGAGGAAAAUUUCUUACUCUCUUGUAGCUGAGUCUUUUGCCUAGACCUCCAUCCUUCCCACUCAUUCAAUCCAGAUCUGAUGCCUCUCCCUGCCUUCUUUAACUCUUUCCAUUUGUUUUCUCAAAUAUGGUUUUCCCAAUAACUCCUUGAACAUCUAAUUCCAGCCUCUUUUUCAGAAGACUCCAACUCACACAAUCACAAGGAAAGAAUGGUAACAUCAUAGUGAAACAACUAAGCCUACCUACAUCACAUUAACAAAAUUAAGCACUAACAUUGAGACAGAUUGCCAUCCUAAGCCCCCUAACAGGAUUCAUUGAAAAAGAUAACAUGUAUUUUCAAAAUAUGUUUCUGCCAAAAAAAAAAAAAAAAAGCUGUUACUUAAGUCUCAUCUCACAAGAAAUGAUUAAAUUAAGUAGAAUUUUAUAAAACAACUGUUCUUAAUUUUUAAAAACAUCAAAGCCAGGAAAAACACAAAAAGGCUGACAAAGUAUUGCAGGUUACAGGAGACUAUGGAGACAUGGCCAUACAAUGCUUGGUAUAGGAUUGACUUGUGGACUUUAUAUACUUAAAAAGUAUAUAUACUCUACUUAUACUUUAUAUAAAUACUAUAUAGAUGUGUGUGUGUGUGUAUACACUAUAAAGUAUAUAUACUAUACUUACACUUAAAAAGUAUAGUCAUGAAAGACUACAGACUAGACAAUAUCGCUUAAUCAAUGUUAAAUCAAUGAUAAACGCAGCAUACUGUGGUCAUGAAAGUCAUCUUUGCUUUGAAAAUACACAAGUCAAUGUUUAGGAUUAAAAAGAUACAAUAACUUCAACUUACAGAUUGUUAGAAAAAAAGAAGUGAUCUGAAAAUGUUCAUAGAAAACAAAAUAAAUAUAAAAAUAUAAACACAUUCUCCAGGAGUGGGAGGAAGAAAGACAGACAGACAGACAGACGGACGGAGGGAGAAAGAGGACACAAGUAGAACCAAUAUGAACUCCUGAUAAAUCCAGUUAAAAGGUAUACAACAGUGCCUUAUAGUCUUCUUGCAACUUUCUUUUUUUCUGAUAUUUUAUCAAAGUAAAAACAUAAGCAAAAAAGAAAAAAAAAUGAAAAAGAAGGAAGGAAGCAAGCUCCUGGGAUGGUGGGUUGGUUGGUGGUUGGAAUAAUUACUGUUAGUAUUGCACUUGUAACACAGCCUACAAUAACUCAACUCCUGAAGAAAUCACAAAGAUUAGCCCAUAUUCUAACUGACAGAUAAAGGAAAGGCCUCGCACUUUUUGAGAAGUAUCCAUACAUUAGUCUCCAGCAUUUUUUAAAAAAUAAACAGUGUUCUGAAUAUGAUUAAAAAGGACCAGGUAUGGAAUGAAAUAGAAAAUGUAACCUUACUCAAAGAAAAAUGGUAGAAGCAGACCAACAGGUCACCUAGUUACCGGAAAUCACAGCCAUGGCUUUAAAGCAAUUAUUAUAACCACUUUAAAGAGUUUAUAAGAGAACUGGCAGGUAAUUUCAAAAGGAAAAGCAAAAGUCAAAAAAAAA